CAUUUCCACCUGGGUUCCUCAGAUUGUUACUUUUCUUUAAGUUUGUUCUGUAAAAUGUAUUUAAAGACUUUUAUUCAGAGAUACUCCUAUAUUCUAGGGAUUCUUUUGUGUUAAACAGUGAAUGUCGUCUAACCACAUGAGAGAAUUUCUGUGUUGUAUUAUGCGCAGCUUAAAUAGCCUCAGUUAACUUUCAGAUUUCACCUUAGGGGAAUAGAGCAGAAGCCCGACACAAAAUUGUUUCUUUUUUGCCCCUUAAAUCCUGUAUACAGCUAAAUGUUCUUAAUCAUGUUGUAGUUUUACAUUAAUUUUCCACUUGAUUACUUUGGGAUUGAAAAUGAAACAUGUUGCUAACAGUCAGCCUGAGUUGAUGAAACUUAGAACAUAAUCACCUUUGAUAACAGUACUCUUUGAGGUUGCCCAGCAGAUGCCAACAAAGAAGUGAUGGUACUACUGAAAAUAUAUUCACUGUUUCUCACUUCACAGCAAAGUUCCUGCGUUCGUCAGGAUGAUUGCUCCGGAGGGCUCCUUGGUGUUUCAUGAGAAAGCCUGGAACGCGUACCCCUACUGUAGAACAAUUGUAACGAAUGAAUAUAUGAAAGAUGAUUUCUUCAUUAAAAUUGAAACAUGGCACAAACCAGACUUGGGAACAUUAGAAAAUGUACACGGUUUAGAUCCGAACACAUGGAAAACUGUUGAAAUUGUCCACAUAGAUAUUGCAGAUCGAAGUCAAGUUGAACCAGCAGACUACAAAGCUGAUGAAGACCCAGCAUUAUUCCAGUCAGUCAAGACCAAGAGAGGCCCUUUGGGACCCAACUGGAAGAAGGAGCUGGCAAACAACCCUGACUGUCCUCAGAUGUGUGCCUAUAAGCUGGUGACCAUCAAAUUCAAGUGGUGGGGACUGCAAAGCAAAGUAGAAAACUUCAUUCAGAAGCAAGAAAAAAGGAUAUUUACAAACUUUCAUCGCCAGCUUUUUUGUUGGAUUGACAAGUGGAUUGAUCUGACAAUGGAAGACAUUAGGAGAAUGGAGGAUGAAACUCAGAAAGAACUAGAAACAAUGCGUAAGAAGGGUUCCGUCCGAGGCACGUCGGCUGCUGAUGUCUAGAUGAGUCCCCUGUAGGGUCAGAGACAAUAUCAAACUGUUUACGUAAUCAAGGUCAAGUGAGGGGAACAAGUGCCGCCAGUGAUGAGUGAAGAAGAAUCUGACCAGUAUCUUGCAGUGUUGACGUUUCCCAGAUGUGUGCUUGUGAUGAUGUACUCACACGCACAGGUUCCCAACCACAUGUAUAUAUAUGUGUGUGUGUGUAUAUAUCUGUAGCUGUAUAUAAAACGCAUGUAGAGCUACAGAUCAAGAUACACACACUUGUGUAUAUAUGUACAUACAAACAUACUGAAAGGAUUAGUACAAUUUCUCCAAAGUACUGUACCUAUCUUCAAGAAUGCAAAAGAAAAUAUUUUCAAUAUAUAUACCUGGAACAGAUUUUAAUAAUUAUCAGAGUAAUACCAUUAAUGGACAAAUUGACUGCAAUGUAAUACUAGCUGGUAUGUUUCAUAAAUGUCAAAUUGUGGACCAAUAUAUAUAGCCUUUUAUUACUUUUCUGUUCUUUUAAAUCUUGCUGUUCUUUUAAAUCUUAAUAUUUUUAUUUUAGUCCCAUAAGCAACAGACUCCCACAGAAAAAUUUAUUCAAAAUCUUUUGGUAUUCCAGUGAAUCUGGAAUGUAAACUCUGAAUGUAUUUAUAAUGAUUUAUUUCUGGAUGGUUAUUAUCUUAAAUUCAAAUUGGACAAUGUCUAUUAGUAAGGAGUAUAGUUACCAGCCAAUUUUUACUUGUUUGCCCUGAGGGAAAAAAUCCUUUAAAAAAAAAAAAUUCUGGUUUUUAUUGGAUUUUUGUAUUUUAAAUUUCAAUAUUUUUCUACAUCAAACCUAGCAAAAAUGGAGAUGAUGGUUUGUGAUUUAUAAUAAACACUUACACAAUUUUCAGGCUCCUGUUAGGCAAACAAAGAAAUUGAUGAAGAAAUGAAUAGCAUCGUAGGCUGUAGGAAAACUUUUGGAAGUAGAGCACUUCCAUGGAGUCUUGUUUCUGAAAUGACUGUUUUCUGAAAUUAGAGCUUGGAGACUAUGCAAAUGAUCUAGAUUCCUCACAGCUGACACGCUAGAAUACAGAUAGUGGUGACGGUUUUGGUUUUGGUUUUUUUGUGCUUUUCAUAGUGAAAUACGCCCCGCGGGGGAGGCGCCGCCUUUGAGAUAGCGGAAUUUCAGAGGCAGCACAGGCUGGUCUCCUUGCCUGGGAGGCCCCGCUGAGGGGCCAGUUCGCCGCCACCCAUGGGGAGGUGCUCUCUAGUAGGACGCCAUUGGAACCUGUCACGUGUGAGCAUCGUGAACGUGCUGGUUGGCAGCCGCUGCCACCUUGUCCUCCUCCUCCUUCCUUCUUUAAGAAAGGAGCCAUAGCUAGGUAAGAUUUUUAUCAGCUCUCUCUGUCCAAAUCCGGUUUUUCUCCCGUCAGUCCUGGAAGCUUGACUAGAAAGAUACUGUUGAAGCCUUCUGGUCACAAACUGUCUUCUUUAACCUCUCGUCCUUCCUGCAACACACUGGCCCCUGUAGUCCUAUCACGUUUGUAAUCUGAUUUGCUGACAGUCCUGCCCGCCCUGCUCCUCAUUUUCCCAUACGCCCUGUGUCCCCACUGAGGUGGUGGCAGUGAGUCAGACGAGGGUGUUGAGGAUCACUGCCGCACCGCGAUGCCCUCUUCGCCUUGGCUCCGAACCCCACGUCAAAUAUGUCCUCUGUGUACUCAGGAUCAAGACUGAUGUUUACUCUCUGGGCACUGUUAUAAGAUAGGUGUUGUCAAAGCAUAAUCAUUGUCUGCAAAGUGUUUGGUGCAAGGAAGAUUAUUGCUAAUUUUGUGAAAUAAAGAGUCUCGCCCUCUCCUUUUAAUGGACUAAACUCUCACUGGCAUCUGUAGCUUCGUUGGGAGCUUGGGCGCACAUGGAAAUCCAUGCCCAGCGCACGGAUUCUAAUGUUUUCCUAACAACUGUGGAGAUUUGAGGGAAUGUGUGGUGAAUGUAAAAUAUCUAGUUUACUUGGCAGUCUCUUGUGUAAAUUACAGUAAAACAAAGUAAAUGAAAUUGAAACAAAAAAUAAAUUUGAUCACAAAAUGCCA
Molecule: messenger RNA, 3153 nt
Organism: Leptonychotes weddellii (Weddell seal)
Lineage: Eukaryota; Metazoa; Chordata; Mammalia; Carnivora; Phocidae
Source: RefSeq, a predicted model, not a curated record